UUUCAGCGUGAGAUGCGCCAGACAGCUGAGCCCCAGCUGAGGAAAGCCCUUCCGCGUCUCAUGAGGAGCAUUUUUUGCCAGCGCGACAACAGGCGAUGGAGUCACGGCGCUAGUGGGCUAGCAGGUAGUCCGAACACAGCUCAGAGGCAUUCGCGUUCCACCGAAUGCUUCCUACCAAGUAUCAGCCAUGCUUGAAAUGCACCUUUGGAAACAGAGCACCAGUCCACUAGCAGCGGACCUUCCGUCUUCCAAUCGAAUGCUUCUUACCCGAAAAGCUUCUUGCCAAGUAAGCUGCUGCGAGCAAGAGACCCGAAAGCCCGCAUGAGCGCGCAAGUGCAGCAGCGUCAAUGAUGGACGCAGCAAUAUUGGUGCUGCCACCGCCGCGAGUAGCGCAGAAAGCUUCCAUCGCGAAGAUGGAGUCGACGGCCAAUGGCGUCCACCGCGCGAAUGGCGCUGAUGAAGUGUCGGUGGCGUCUAGGAACGUUCGGACAGCGCGGAGGAACGCGCAAGUGCGGCUCAUCCAAUGAGAUGCACGAAGCACCGCCGCGAAUACCGCACGCCGAACGGCUGGGAGCGCGUUAAAGCGCGAAUGCCGGUGAAGGAAAUGCGAGAGCCGGACUCGCAGCGCGCAGAGUCCGAUGCUGGCUCCAUGGCGCUAUAAGAGAGGCCACAUCGAGCCACCAGUCAUUCGUUCAAUCCGCAGCCCCAAUCCUUCUCCUCACCCUCAGCCUAGCAUUCGCCCGUCUCCCGUCAUACCUCGUACCAACCGCUUACUAGACUAUCAUACCGUCCGCUGCAGGCCUCGCGCCGGUUACCCGCUCGCUCCCGCGGAAGUCCGAGAAGCGUCCGUCCACCGCGCGGCAUUCCCAAGGUCGCUGGUGCGCCGUCGAGUGUGCAGCCCGUGCGCUGCAAGCUGCGCCAUCCCGCCAUCAUGGCCCGAUCUGCUGCGUCUCUGUCGCCGCCUCGCGCUCUCUGCGUCGCCUUCAAGCGCCUCGCCGCCAUCCUCACCGUGGUGCUCUCUCUCUCCUUGUGCGUCUCCCUCUGCUCCGCCGCGUCCGCCGGGCGUCGUUUGCUGCAGGAGGGGCUUGGCGGCACGACGACUGUAACGACGACCACCACCACGAGCACCAGCGUCAGCAACAGCACCACGUAUGGUGCUGAUGUCUCCGUUAUAAGCACCGGCUCCACCUCCGCCACUGCCAGCGGGGGCAGCACCAGCAACGGGGGAGGCACCAGCAGCGGGGGGGGCACCAGCAGCGGGGGGAGCACCAGCAGCGUGGGCAGCACCAGCAGUGGGGGGAGCAGUGGGGAAGGCACCUCGGAUGGGGGGAGCACCGACAGCAAGGGAGACACAAGCAGCGGAGGGAGCAGCGGCACUGUCAACCCCAAUGCGCCCUUAAGAUACCGCGCUUCCUCCAUGCCCCACACGAAAGCCAGUAACUCGACCGGCAAAUUCUAUGUCGAUGUGAACAUCACGGAGUCCAAGCAGACCACCAACUUCAUCUUCUUUGUCUACAACGUGCCGCCCACUCCCAAGCCAACCUUCUCCAAUCCCACCUACUACACCACCGAUGGCAAGCUCUUGAUUGAGUUCACCUGCGCGUUCAAAGCAAUCGGCACACCUGGUUCCUACUACUGCGGGUUAGCCGGGGCGGCUGCUAAGGUGGCUGAGCCUUACAAGCCGAUUGGCAAGGGCAAGAAGCUGGUAGACGCUGGCCUCUUCACGAAUCCCGGAGGGUUCUACGCUUCGAUCAAAGUGAAUGGUGUGGAGCUGCGCGGGGGAAUCACGGCGUCUGUUGCUAACCUGUGAUUGGUUGGGGGAUGCUGGACACCCCGUGCCUUGCCUUAGAGGCACUAGCUAGGCUUGGGGUCUGUUUAGCUGUUACCCUUUAUCUAGUCCAGUGUGCUUAGCCGGUGUAUUGGUAUGGUUCUUACUGCUUCUGUGUGUUUCUUUGCUUUUUGUGCUCGACUUAUAUGGAAGCUUCAGUGUGCUUGCUUGGUAUUGCUGUACUAAAAACCC
Closterium sp. NIES-67 is the source of this 2020-nucleotide messenger RNA. The record is from the annotation of a GenBank genome assembly. Lineage: Eukaryota; Viridiplantae; Streptophyta; Zygnematophyceae; Desmidiales; Closteriaceae.